GUGAUCAAGGUCACUUGGCCCGCUGCAUCCUAAGGAUUAGUUUGGAUAGCGUCACCGAUGAAAUUUCGGCCCCGAACAUAGCACCUGCAGAGGCAGUCGACAUCCUCCUCCGCAAUGAGGAUGUGACACACGAUGAUCUCAAGCUGAAGAAGCUUCGGAAGGUUUUGGAUCAGAGCCUGGAAAAGGGUGGCCAGGCAUCAGUUGCUCCAAUGGUCGCCAGAAUGCUACAGUGGGAUGGCCUGGAACCACAACAAGAGAAGAGCCAUGGGAUGCGGUCUGCGAAGAAGUUCCCAAUCUUCUUCACGGCCUUUGCAGCUGUACGGUCCUACUGCAGAGAAAAUGCUGACUUCUUCAGCAUGCAAGAAUUGGGGGCAGUUCUCGAGGCGCUUACAACACUGGCCAGAAAGAUGUGGGCUGCAGAUGAUCGCGUUACUGGAUCAAUGUCAAUGAUCUUGAAUAAGGAGCUCAUGAACAAAGGCGAAGCAACAAGUGAGACUGCAGAUAUCAUUGGAACUUUGGGACUUCGAGAACCCUUUCAGGCCAUGGCUGUGGCGGCUCUUGACAUCCCCAGAGAAGACAUGAAACAUGUUGAUGCAGUGGCAUCGAUGGCUUGGGCUCUGGCUGUAGCAAACAUUCAGCUUGCCUCGCUCCAGAUCAAGGUUGCCAAAGGCAUCAUUGCACAUAUCGACAAGGUUUCUCCUCCUGACAUCGGGAAGCUGUUCAUGACUAUGCAUGAAAUGGAAUGGUUUAAGGAUGCAGAUGCGAUUGCCUACCUCACCCAAGCACUCGUUGCGCGCAUUCAGACCUUGAAGGAAGAGGACCCCGGCUUGGCGAGCAUGUUGGCUGCUCGGGCUCGCGAGGCCCAAGAGGCUGAAGCUCAAGACGGCGCGUAA
This is a messenger RNA of Cladocopium goreaui, 893 nucleotides long. The record is from the annotation of a GenBank genome assembly. Lineage: Eukaryota; Dinophyceae; Suessiales; Symbiodiniaceae.